This is a messenger RNA of Cryphonectria parasitica EP155, 663 nucleotides long. RefSeq lists its product as uncharacterized. The coding region runs from base 1 to 663 and encodes 220 amino acids. The record is from RefSeq and is a predicted model, not a curated record. The transcript has 2 exons. NCBI's taxonomy places the organism in Eukaryota, Fungi, Ascomycota, Sordariomycetes, Diaporthales, Cryphonectriaceae.
AUGGCUUUUCUUUUCUCUCACCUUUGCAGCUCAACAGCAGCAGCAGCCAUCAGGAGGUGUACACCUCGAUCCGAGUCCCAGAAAGAGCUGGAACUCCUAUCGUCGAGGCGUACUUCGUGCACUACUUGCACCAAGAACUGGUCCUUCCACAGGAUCAAGACCAUAAUCUUAAGCUAUCUCCGCCCGAAACUACUCAGGAGCGAGAACCCGUAUCCCCCCACAUGCUGGUCCGACGAGACCUGCCCACGCGGACCAGACCGCUUCAGCACCCUCCGCGCUUCCCCUGAUGGUAGCGAUGCGGGCCUGCUCGUGCUGGAGCUCUCCCCCUCGUCAUUAUCACCCACCGUCGACGAGGCCAGCCCGCCCCUUUGCCGGUACGACCAUGCGAUGCAGGGGCACACCAUGGCCCAGCUCGAGCAGACCGUGCAGGCGAUCCAGGAGAAUGGUGUAGAGCCCGAGCCGUGUGCGGGCUACCGGCUGGCAGAGGUGCUUCUUCGCCGCUACCAGAUGGAUGGGGAACAGGCUGAUGUUGUCGCUGGGGAGUGCGGGCGCCCGAGGUUAUUGCUCUUCCGGGACAGCGAUUCGUACCCAUCGCGGCAGGCGAAGAGGGUCGAGCCGGGAGACGAGGACGGGUACUUUGUCGGAUGGAAUCCCCCAGAUUGA